UCGAUUAUCGAGUCGUUUGACUGUUCCGAUUGCUGGGAAGUUUCCCAGGCGUGUGACUGCUGAUGAAGCUGUUUCGUGUAUCACAUCCGAUAGCGACAUCUACGUACAUCCACAUGCAUCUACUCCUACCGAGCUGUUGGACGCAUUAUGUCGUCAUGUGAAGCGAAACAAUCUGUCUCGAAUACGGCCUGCACAUAUUAUCCUGCAGGGGCGAGUUCCAUGGACGGAUAAAGAGUACUGGGGUGAGUACCACUUUCCAAUACUCCCAUACCACAUUCGAAUGGCAUUGUAUUCAGGAAAGAUACGUUCAAAUUGCCUUUUUAUUUGUGGAAACCUGCGGCCACUUGUGAAUGAAGGAAAUGCUGAUUACAUUCCCGCGUUCCUGUCAGACAUCCCUCUAAUGUAUCACACUGGUGUUCUGUCAGCCGAUGUUGCGCUUAUCUCAAUCACUCCACCAGAUAGCCGAGGUUUCUCAAGUAUGGGUGUUGACAUCGAUUGCUCUAGAACAGCAACCAGUAGCGCGAAGAAAAUC
This is a messenger RNA of Cooperia oncophora, 532 nucleotides long. The record is from the annotation of a GenBank genome assembly. Lineage: Eukaryota; Metazoa; Nematoda; Chromadorea; Rhabditida; Trichostrongylidae.